Drosophila mauritiana is the source of this 4880-nucleotide messenger RNA. RefSeq names its product neuronal acetylcholine receptor subunit alpha-7 (gene nAChRalpha7). Gene Ontology annotation, molecular function: transmembrane signaling receptor activity; acetylcholine-gated monoatomic cation-selective channel activity. Gene Ontology annotation, cellular component: synapse; postsynaptic membrane; neuron projection. The coding region runs from base 1086 to 2768 and encodes 560 amino acids. The record is from RefSeq and is a predicted model, not a curated record. Gene Ontology annotation, biological process: regulation of membrane potential; nervous system process; signal transduction. The transcript has 16 exons. Lineage: Eukaryota; Metazoa; Arthropoda; Insecta; Diptera; Drosophilidae.
UCGAGCCCGCUCCUCGUGGCCACUGACUACUUUCUCGGCUUCCUCGGCUUCCUCGGCUUUCGGAAAUGCCGUUGUGUUAGUUUGGACUGUUGUGCGGCAUCGGACGCUCCUGCUUUCACAGCCAUUCAGUCGAGUGCGUGGUCGUGAGCGAAUCGGUCGGGGAGUGCUGGUGACAUCAGUCCCAUCCGCAGAGCCGCAUCCGCAUCCGUAUCCGAAUCGGAGUCUGAGUCCGCAACCGAAUCCAAAUCCGAGUUGCGAAAAAUAGCUGCUGGCAAGCAAGAAGCAACAAAAAAACAAACAAACAAACUGCCGAAAAUGUGCGUUCUUUGCAAGGAAUGUGAAAUCAAUGAUAAAUCCUCGAACGCGUCGUAAAAUCACCUCCAUCAUCUGUCAACAUUUUUUUUAAAGGUGUUAGCCACGUAUAUAUAUAAUAUAUAUAUAUCCCUUUUUUUUGUACAAGUGCCAUGUGCAGAGUGCCAUGCGUAUCCAUAUCCGUGGUGCGUAAAGUUCCUUGAGCAAGCGAACACAAAUCGGUGGUCGGUCUGGAGUGCUAUGGGAGAGGCAAACCAGAAGACAGAGAUUAGUCUCAAUGGAUCCAGACAAUUCAUUCGUAUCUAUGCAAAUAUUAUGACUGCCUGUCAAAAAUGGAUCGGCCUGUAAGAAUCGCACAACACUGUUGCAAUUAACCAAUUAAGAAAGGAAUAUACAAUCAAAGCUGAGGAAUAUUAGACGUUUAAGGCGAUACAAUAUGAGAAGUCGAUCAAAAUUAGAAAGCUAACGAAAAGCGUGGGAUUAGAAGAAAGUCAAUGGAUCCAAAAAGUGACACGAAUGCGCACGAACAGUAGUCCGGAAAGCAAAAUUCGAUUAUCGACUAUCGAUAUCGAUUAUCGAUUAUCAACACCAAUAUAAACACCGAAACACCAAAACACACCGGACGGACACCACAAUCAAAAUGCAAAACUAUGGAAGUGAACUGAAAGGAGGCUGAGUCCCACUAACUACUAACUACCUUCUGCGCCCCCACACUAGAUCUAGAUCGCGGAUAUAGGCUAUAGAAUAUUCGAACUCCAAGGCUCAAUCGAGUUAUGAAGAAGCCAGCACGCAGUCGGCCGGACAAUCCAUCCUGCCCUGGUCAGGAGAGAACGAGAUCCAUGAGCUUCCCACAGCCGCACUCAUUGCCGGAGGCCACUGCGAACGGUGGCAGAAUGCUGGUCUAUGGCCUGGGACUUUUAAUUAUGAUACCGGCUUGUGCGGCUGGACCCCAUGAGAAGCGGCUGCUUCACGCCCUUCUGGACAACUACAACAGCCUGGAGCGUCCGGUGGUCAAUGAAUCCGAUCCAUUGCAACUGAGCUUCGGACUAACACUCAUGCAGAUUAUCGAUGUGGACGAAAAGAAUCAACUGCUUAUAACGAAUAUUUGGCUCAAAUUGGAAUGGAACGAUAUGAAUCUUCGAUGGAAUUCGAGUGAGUUCGGUGGUGUGCGGGAUCUGCGGAUUCCGCCACAUCGCCUAUGGAAACCGGAUGUACUGAUGUACAACAGUGCGGACGAGGGCUUCGAUGGAACGUACGCCACAAACGUGGUGGUUCGCAACAAUGGGAGCUGUCUGUACGUACCGCCUGGUAUAUUCAAGUCGACGUGCAAGAUCGACAUUACGUGGUUUCCAUUCGACGAUCAGAGAUGCGAGAUGAAGUUUGGCUCGUGGACCUACGACGGGUUUCAGUUGGACCUGCAGUUGCAGGACGAAGCUGGUGGCGACAUUUCUAGCUUUAUAACCAAUGGCGAAUGGGACUUGUUAGGUGUGCCCGGUAAACGAAAUGAAAUCUACUAUAAUUGCUGCCCAGAACCUUAUAUUGACAUAACAUUCGCCAUUUUGAUAAGGCGCAAAACGUUGUACUAUUUUUUCAAUCUGAUUGUGCCGUGCGUACUGAUCGCCUCCAUGGCACUGCUAGGGUUUACACUGCCACCAGAUUCUGGUGAAAAGCUUUCGCUUGGAGUUACAAUUCUAUUAUCGCUUACAGUCUUCCUCAACAUGGUGGCCGAAACUAUGCCGGCGACCUCCGACGCGGUACCGCUGCUCGGAACUUAUUUCAAUUGCAUUAUGUUUAUGGUGGCCUCAUCAGUUGUGUCAACCAUACUUAUCCUCAAUUAUCAUCAUAGAAAUCCAGAUACGCAUGAAAUGAGUGAAUGGAUAAGAGUAAUAUUCCUUUAUUGGUUACCUUGCAUAUUGCGCAUGCAAAGACCCGGACAGGUUGGCUACGAAUGUCCGCCGCCGCCCUCUUCUUCGAGUUCCUCCAAUUCCGGCGAGAAGAAGCAACAGAUCCAAAACGUUGAGCUCAAGGAGAGAUCCUCCAAGUCUCUGCUGGCCAAUGUGCUCGAUAUAGACGAUGAUUUCCGAUGCAAUCAUCGAUGUGCCAGCGCGACUUUGCCCCACCAGCCCACAUAUUACAGGACGAUGUACAGGCAAGGGGACGACGGCAGCGUGGGACCCGUGGGACCAGCUGGUCCAGUUGUGGACGGGCGUUUGCACGAGGCCAUUUCCCACACCUGUCUGACAUCCUCUGCGGAGUACGAGCUGGCGCUGAUACUCAAGGAGCUGCGUUGGAUAACAGAACAGCUCAAAAAAGAGGACGAGACAAGCGACAUCACACGGGAUUGGAAGUUUGCAGCCAUGGUCGUCGAUCGUUUGUGCCUUAUUAUUUUCACCUUGUUUACUAUUAUAGCAACCCUCGCUGUCCUGUUCUCAGCGCCGCAUUUCAUUUUCCCGUAAGCGGAGGAGCGAUGCUGGGAGAAGCGGGAAAAGCGGGAAAAGCGUGAAAAGUGCGAAAUAAGUGGGAAAAUGGAGCGGAAAGUGACAGGUGGUGGUCGGCCCGAGGAGUUUUGCGGUUGUAUUGUGAAGUAUAUGAAGCCAAUCAAAAUAUUAGGAACAGAAGCGAACACGAAUUCAACAGCCCGAACCUAAGCUUUUCAAACUGAAAUACUUUGACAGUCAAAGAGUUUUGCUAUUCAACAUUUUUAUACUUUUAAAGAUGUGUCUGAUGGUUAUAAAAAUAUUACAAUGAAUUGAGAUAGUAACGUAUGUACGUAUGUGAAUGCAUUUUGUAUUGAAAAAACACCAAAAAAAAGAAAAAAGAACACCAAACGAAAACCAAAAUAAUGUCGGUAUAAUACAAUAAAUUUCCGGGCAAACAUAAAUGCACGUUGCCGUGUGCAUUCAACUUGCCCCUUAGUCACAAAGCAGAGGUUUCUAUAUCUAAAUCGAAAAUCGAAAGUUGCAAGUCGCUCGUAGAAUUGCAAUCCACCUCCCCUCAUUUAGCCGAUUUGAACAGAGAAUGACAUUUAAGGAUAUAUAUACAGCUUCACACUGUUGUUCAACUGAAUUAGUAUCUAAAUACGAUAGAAUAGUCUGUAUGUAGCAUGCGAGGCAUUUCGAAACCUAUGUUCACUUUGUACUGCAUAUUGGUUCUAUCAAGUUUUACUUUCGAUCCCAUGCUAUAACAUUUUGAUAGACAAAGAACUGUAUACACACAGGUGUGUUGCUAUGAUAUAAAAUGAAUAAACGACAGAAGACUAGCAAUACGCAAAUCAAUCACAAGCAAAUCAAAUGCAAAUUGAACGCAAGCAAAAGUGAAUAGUGAAUAGUGGAUAGUGGAUAGUGAAUAGUGAAUAGUGAGUGAAUUGCUGGAAGUACACUGCAAUAGGAGAAAGUCAUUUAUCUGAAAUGAUCGCACAAUAAAUUCAUAGAUACUAACAAGCCGAGUCGAAAUUGAAACGCAGCUGGACAACAAAUCAUAGUUGUGAAAUGCAAAACAAAACCAGGCUAACAAAUACAUACGAGAAUACUAUUGAGAAAUAAGAAAAAAACAAAAAACUUGCUAAAAUUAUCGAAUUGCACUCCGCAAAUAACCGAAAGAAAACAGCAAAAGCUGCAAACACAAGACACUGAUCGCGAUAUGCAGUGCGUACACAGGGAGAAAUAAUUGCUAGCCAUUAGAGGAAAUGAAAUACAUACAUAGAUGCCUAUAGCUACACACAUAUAUCACUAUACCACGCCCAAUUCAUCAAGUCUUUCCUGCUGAUCGUUCAGCGGUUAAACGGUGCUUCAAUAUAUACGGGUGCUUCAUAACUAGGCGCCAACAUAAUUUUAACUUGUAUAGUUAAUGCUAAUUGGCGCAAUCAUCAAAUCAAUCAAAAGGUUCCGUAGAACGUAAAGCAAUUUAACGCAAUGCUAGUGUAGUCAAUUUUGGAGUCCAAGCAGCCUCGACAAAUUUUAGGCCUUCACAUUCGCAACUUGGCGAAAAGUAUUGUGUAUUGGCGAAUAUUGUUAUAUAGCCGAUAUUUGUAGCGCUUUCAGUCAGUACUUUCCGAACAGUGAAACUUCGCAAUGAGGAAACCCCACACUUCGCUGGCCCAAAAGUUUUUUUCUAUCCGAGUUCACUGACUUGGCGAGCGAGCUAACUUAUCUCAAAAAGAAGAAGCCAACAUCAUUUGGAAGAAACAUAAGCUAAAAUUGUAUGAUAAUGUUAAACACAAGUAUAAAGUUAACUAUUUUUAAAUGAAAACAAAAUGAAAAAUGUGUGUCAACAGCAACGAAUGCCGAAUAUAAAAAGAGCGUUAAAUGAAGAUAUUUCGAGAGAGUAUAGUUUUCAGAGCGGCAGAAGGAUCGAUCGCAGAUAUUCAUUGGAUACGAAAGAAAUAUAUAUCACUACAGUCAAACUUCCAUAACGCAGGCGGGCUUCUCUAUUUCGUUGGCAACAAUCUAAAUCGAAUCCAAUCAAUGCCCACGAACCACGGGUCACCAUAAUCGCAUUUCUUUUUUUUUUUUUUUUGCUGGCAGAUGGCGGUUUGUGUUAUCGAAGUUCGACUGUAUCUUUGAAUUCCC